Messenger RNA from Colletotrichum abscissum, 1206 nucleotides. Its product is annotated as subtilase. Gene Ontology annotation, molecular function: serine-type endopeptidase activity. Lineage: Eukaryota; Fungi; Ascomycota; Sordariomycetes; Glomerellales; Glomerellaceae. Gene Ontology annotation, biological process: proteolysis. The coding region runs from base 1 to 1206 and encodes 401 amino acids. The transcript has 2 exons. The record is from RefSeq and is a predicted model, not a curated record.
AUGGUCGGUUUCAAGCAACUCGCGCUGCUCGCAGCUGCUACCUGCGGCUUCGCUGCUCCCACUCUCAAGGAGAGAGCUGCCGAGACCAUGGUCCAGACCCGGGCUGAGAACAGCUACAUCAUCACCCUCAAGAGCUCCGUCGGCUCCCAGGGACUCACCUCUCACUUGAGCUGGGUCAACGAUGUUCACUCCCGCAGCCUCGACAAGCGCCAGUUCACCGGCGCCGAGCGCACCUACUCCUUCAACUCCUUCCAGGGAUACUCUGGCAAGUUCGACGAUGCCACCAUUGAGGCUAUCAAGGCCAGCCCUGAGGUCGCUGCCGUUGAGCGUGACGAGAUCUACACUCUGAGCGCCCUUGUCACCCAGACUGGUGCUCCCUGGGGUCUCGGAACCAUUUCCCACAAGACCUCCGGCUCUACUUCGUACAUCUACGACAGCGCCGGCGGCACUGGCACCUUCGCCUACGUCGUCGACUCGGGCAUCAACACCGCCCACACCAACUUCGGCGGCCGCGCCUCGCUCGGCUACAACGCCGCCGGCGGUGCCCACACCGACACCCUCGGCCACGGCACCCACGUUGCUGGCACCAUUGGCUCCACCACCUACGGUGUCGCCAAGCUCACCUCCCUGAUCUCCGUCAAGGUCUUCGUCGGCAACUCCGCCUCCACCUCGGUCAUUCUCGACGGAUACAACUGGGCCGUCAACGACAUCACCACCAAGGGCCGCGCCGGCAAGUCCGUCAUCAACAUGUCCCUCGGCGGCCCCGCUUCCACCGCCUGGACCACUGCCAUCAACGCCGCCUACAACUCCGGCGUCACCACCGUCGUCGCCGCCGGUAACGAGGCCCAGAACGCCGCCAACGUCUCCCCCGCCAACGCUGCCAACGCCAUCACCGUCGGUGCCAUCACCAGCACCUGGGCCAUUGCUUCUUACUCCAACUACGGAACUUCCCUGGACAUCUUCGCCCCCGGCAGCUCCAUCCUGUCCACCUGGUACACCUCCACCACCGCCACCAACACCAUCUCCGGUACCUCCAUGGCCUCCCCCCACGUCGCCGGCCUCGUCAACUACCUCCAGUCCGUCGAGGGCCUCAGCACCCCCGCCUCCAUCGUUGCCCGCAUCAAGGCCCUUGGUACCUCUGGCAAGAUCACCGGUACCCUCAACAGCUCCCCCAACCUGGUUGCCUACAACGGCAACGGCGCGUAA